Protomyces lactucae-debilis is the source of this 1899-nucleotide messenger RNA. RefSeq names its product P-loop containing nucleoside triphosphate hydrolase protein. Gene Ontology annotation, cellular component: mitochondrial degradosome. NCBI's taxonomy places the organism in Eukaryota, Fungi, Ascomycota, Taphrinomycetes, Taphrinales, Protomycetaceae. The record is from RefSeq and is a predicted model, not a curated record. The transcript has a single exon. Bases 1 to 1899 code for a protein of 632 amino acids. Gene Ontology annotation, molecular function: hydrolase activity, acting on acid anhydrides; ATP binding; RNA helicase activity. Gene Ontology annotation, biological process: mitochondrial RNA 3'-end processing; RNA catabolic process.
AUGCUCAAUCGUCAAAUUACAGCAUUGCAGAAACGCUCACGCCUUCACGAUGUAGGCAUCGCAAUCACUGAAGACACAGUCCAGCUGAGGGAGCUCAUACGGCGCUUUUGCUCAAAUAUCACCCGUCAGAGCCCGUCGACCUAUCGAAGCAACGAUUCAACUACCAGCGUGGAGCAUCGUAAUAGAGACGGUAUUCCUAGAUUGUCGGAUUUGAAACGAGAAUAUGAGAGCGGGGGGCCGCUAGCAAUCGAAGAGUAUUUGAUCAAGAAGUUUGCGCUAUUUGUUUCCGUCAGUGUGCUCACCCCAGCACAAGUCUAUGAGCGUGAGCGUCUGGGGAACAUGGCGCUUCCUUCUGAGUGGUAUCCCAACGCUCGUUCAGUGCGACGCAAGCUGUAUCUACAUGUCGGUCCAACCAAUUCCGGCAAAACCUAUCAAGCACUCAAACGUCUGGAACAGUCCGAGUCCGGCAUCUUCGCAGGGCCAUUACGACUGUUAGCUCAUGAAGUAUAUGAGCGAUUCACCUCAGCAGGUGUUCCUUGCAACUUGCUGACGGGCGAAGAACGACGGAGUGUCCCUGAAGCACGCAUCACGAGCUGCACCAUUGAGAUGCUGAGUCAUCGCGCGUGCGAUGUCUUGGUCAUCGACGAGAUUCAGAUGAUUGGCGAUCGUUCGCGCGGUCAAAAUUGGACGUCGGCUUUGCUUGGUUCUGCUGCAAAGGAGAUUCACAUGUGUGGCGAGGCGUCCGCUGUCCCAUUGAUUCGAAAGAUUGCGGAGUCUGUUGGUGAAGAGGUUGAAGUCCGCGAGUAUUCUCGUCUUGGAGGCUUAGAGGUUAUGGAUCAAUCAUUAAAUGGCAGUUUGGCAAAAGUCGAGCCAGGCGAUGCAGUUGUCACCUUUUCAAGAAGAACCAUCUUUUCAACAAAAAAGGCGAUUGAGCAGCUGACGGGUCGCAAAUGUGCUGUCAUCUAUGGUGCACUACCGCCUGAGACACGUGCAGCCCAAGCGCGUCUCUUCAAUGAUCCAGACAGCGGCUACGAUGUUAUGGUUGCGAGUGAUGCCAUUGGUAUGGGCUUGAACUUGAGCAUCAAGCGUGUUGUCUUUUCGACAGUUCAAAAGUGGGAUGGUAUCCAAGAGAUCACAGUACCUAUACCGCAAAUCAAGCAGAUUGCUGGUCGCGCUGGUCGAUUCAAGGCGAAACCCAAAGUAGUGGAUGGGGAGGAUCCAGUCAAGGAUGUGCCUGGUUUCGUGACUACAUUGCGCAAAGACGAUUUGGAGGUCGUGCGGGAUGCUUUGGCAACAUCGACCAUCAUGCUUCCGAAAGCCUUGCUUUCGCCUCCAAUGGAGCUAGUACAGUCCUUCUUUCGUCUUUAUGGUAAGGACGUGAAGCGAUCUUUGGUACUAGAGCACUUGGAAAUAUUUUCCAGGACAUCGGAGCUCUAUCGGAUGGUUCCCUUUUCGUCUCGUGUCAAGCAUAUUGAUUUGCUUGAUGGCAUUGAAGGCUUGCGCUUUGCCGAUGCAUGGACAUUGUCUGAUGCACCCAUCAAGCGAGAUGCCGAAUGCGUUCGCGUCUUUGUGGAGCUGGCCAAGAAGCUGGGCAAGCAUGAAGCGGCUCCGAUUCUAGAGCUGACGGAGAUGAAUAUUGACAUUUUGGAUGGCGGUGCUCCAGAAACACCAGAGGGAUUGCAAAGCUUUGAAAGUCUGCAUGCUCAAAUCAUCCUCUACCUGUGGCUUGCCCAGCGCUUCCCAGGUGUGUUUGUCAGUCUGAUUGAGGCACUGCAGCUGAAGAUGCUCACGGAACAAUUUAUUGAGGAGGGACUCGCACACAUCAAGGCCAAGCGAGCUCAAAAGACGCUUCCCAUGGAGCCUAUCCUCAGAUCUAGGGAAGAAACGGUGUCAAUUUAG